UGGGUUCACAAACACAACGAGAGAGGCGCAAUAUGCUGAGCAGUAGAGUGGAGGAAAGAGAGAGGGGGGAAAAAAGUCAGGAUUGAGACUGUAGAGUAGAACAAGAAUUGAGAGAGAACGUCAUUGAGAGAGAGGGAACAUCAUUGAGAGAGAGAGAACAUCAUUGAGAGAGAGAGAACAUCAUUGAGAGAGAGAGAACAUCAUUGAGAGAGAGAACAUCAUUCGUCAGGUGUUGUGUUGUUCUUUCCUGACAAAGUGGCCAGAAUUCUUAUCACAGUCGUAGCAAGCUAGUGUAACACUCCAUCUGAAGAGUUUGAAGAGUGGCUACCGAGUGUUAUGGCAUGCUGGGUACCCUGGUGUCCACAGUGCUUCCCUACUGGCGGACAUCUGCCCACAUCGGGCCCAACAUCGUCACUGCCGUGACCAAUAUGAAGGGCCUCUGGAUGGAGUGUGUCUACCAGAGCACUGGAACCUUCCAGUGUGAGACCUACAACUCCAUGCUGGCCUUACCCUCAGACCUCCAGGCCUCCCGGGCCCUGAUGGUGGUCUCCGUGGUCUUUUCCGUCCUGGCCAUCGCCAUCUCCACCGUGGGCAUGCAGUGUACCAUCUGCAUGGAGGGCUCCGCGGCUAAAGGCCGAGUGGCCGGUACUGGGGGAGGCCUCUUCCUCACCGCGGGGUUCCUGGCUCUGAUCCCAGUGUCGUGGACCACCCACGAGGUUGUCCAGACCUUCUACCAAGCCAACCUGCACAGCAGCCUGAAGUACGAGCUGGGGGAAUGUCUGUACGUGGGGCUAGCCGCCGCCCUGCUCUCCAUGCUGGGCGGGGGGCUGCUGUGUUUCUCCUGCUGUGAGAAGGCGGAUGGGGGGCGCCGUGGAGGGAGGAGGCACGGCGGAGGGUACCCCUACCCAGCCCCGGGCAUGGGGGUAGCCACUGGGAGGGCCAGGACCAGCUCACAGACCUAUAGGAACCCAACGCUACAGAUGGGGGUGAACGCUGCCACCAAGGCAGCGACCCUGGCAAGGAGUCACACCAGCACUACUACCCAGUCCAGCACUCCCGCCCAGGGGGCCAAGAAAGACCAACGUCGCAACCCUGCGGUGGGCUACGAUGUCACCGGGUACGUCUGAUCGUGUCCAGGCCAAUGUUAACAUUCACACACACAUCACGCUGUCUCUUCUAUACAGUAUGUGGUGCAGAGAAUGACCACCCCGACAACGUGCUAAGGUAACUGAAUGUGUUAUCUUUCACAAUUAACUGAUCAGGGGACUUUUAGUGCCACACUACUGUAUAGGAAGACUUUUGCUCCUCACAAUGGAAAUCAGAGAGACUUGUAGUGCCUGACCAUGCAUACAGCACUGUAGUGACCGAACGAACUGAGUAUAUUUUAUAGAUCUUUUGGUAGAUUUACUAUUGAAAAUGGAUUUAUUGCAGUAACAUCUGUCUUGAGGUGAUUACUCGGAAGUGUUCGCCACAUCUGGAGAUAAGGGGUCUUGGAAGUCAACACACACUCAGUAAUCACACACAGCUAAUGUAUAUGUGGAACCAGGUUGUAGUAACAUUUCUCAUUUUGGAAAUGAAUGGGUUUUAACAUGAAUUCGGCGUUGUUUCCAAGAAGCCACUGUCUCUGUUUUAGUUCAAUAUAUUUUUUUUCAAUUGCAAUGCUGUGCCAGCCUCUUCAGUAAAGGUCCACUGGGUCACCAACAACGAUACUGUAUCACUCAACCAAAUAGGUUUUUUAGGACACACUUUAUUUUAUGCCUUUUCACCCUAGAGUCGAUGUCCGCGGCUACGCGGGAAAUCGAAAAUGGGCAUAAUUAAAAAAAUCCCCGUCAAAAUCCGUCUGUUUCAGCUAGAGGUAUCUGCGUGGACUGCGUGUCAAGCCAGCGCAUCCCGCCGAUGUCGACCGUCUACAUCUGCAGCGGAAGGUGGCCUGAACUACAGCGGUGGUUGUCCAGACCAUGAGACAUCCCGAAAAUCAGUGUUCUAACGAAAACAUAUGUAGUGACUCUCACAAACACGAUGGUGUUCUCCGGUUUAGCGCUUACAACCCCCACAAGCGCCUUGGGACUUGUCUGAAGUCGGUACCACCAAUCUGCCGACGUCUGUUUGUAACGUCCCAACAGUUUGGGCUGCACACUAAUAUGACCCCUCUAUUUUUUUUGCUCUACGACCCCCACAAGCCUCGUCUGAAGGUAGCCCGGUACCAGUUGAAAAACAUGUAUGGAAGUAUGUAAUGGUAUCUUAGUGCCCCAGAAAAUGUGUUAAAUAUUGCAAAAAAAUAUACGUAUGUACAAUCAUUUCCUGAUCUAUCUUAUAUCUCAGAUACAGGACAGACACUAUAAAACAAAUGUCCUUUUGAUAUUUUUUUUCUGUUUUUCCAUGUAUGAAUCUGUUAUUCAAUGCAUUUCUAUGGGCUAAUAGCAGCAAAGCCAAAUUCAAUGUUUCAUAAAAAAAGAUAAAAUAAAUAUGUUAUUAUACCUAGAAUUCAAAAUCAAAUAGCUAAAUGAUCCAUGGUAUGACCAUCUUAAAGCAAUUCCAUGUUAGCUUAGUAGAACCCCCCCCCUAGACUCUUGUGAAUUAAAAUCAUUGACAAAUGUUCAUUAUCAAUUACUAUGUUAGCUAAUCUCCUCUACAUGUUCCUUUUGAUUGAUAAUCAUUCAUGUGAAAGUUGAAAUGCUUUCUUCUGUUUUGCAGAAUGUUUCAUGUGAUUUAACACUACUGAUUGUUUUGUUGUUUCAUAGUUUUUUCAUAUUAAGACCUGUUUACAAAUAAUUGCAACACUUUCUCAACAGAACUUCUAUUUUCCAAAGAUAUUUUGCAGUCAAAAUAGUAAAGAAAAAAGCAAGUGAUUUAACUAAAUAAAAUAUAUUUUGAUCUUCAUUA
Messenger RNA from Salvelinus namaycush (lake trout), 2883 nucleotides. RefSeq names its product claudin 2 (gene cldn2). Gene Ontology annotation, molecular function: structural molecule activity. The transcript has 2 exons. Bases 342 to 1127 code for a protein of 261 amino acids. The record is from RefSeq and is a predicted model, not a curated record. Gene Ontology annotation, biological process: bicellular tight junction assembly; cell adhesion. Gene Ontology annotation, cellular component: bicellular tight junction; plasma membrane. Lineage: Eukaryota; Metazoa; Chordata; Actinopteri; Salmoniformes; Salmonidae.